ACAGAGCUACUGCAGACAUGCUGAGACUCAUCCUGCUGACUGUCCUCGCCAGCCUUGCGCUGGCCGAGCCGAGGUACCUGGAGGAAGGGAACGAGUGGGUGGUGGGGGGAGAGGUGGCCCCACCCAACUCCUGGCCCUGGCAGAUUUCUCUUCAGUACCUUUCUGGAAGUAGCUACCGCCACACUUGCGGAGGCUCUCUGAUCCAGAGGGGAUGGGUGAUGACUGCUGCUCACUGUGUGGACAGUUCCAGGACGUGGAGAGUUGUUCUGGGAGAGCACGACCUGAACAGCAACUCUGGCAGGGAACAGAUCAUCUCCGUUAGCCGCGUCUACAUCCACUCCGGAUGGGACGCCAGCGCUCUUUCGAACGGGAACGACAUUGCCCUGCUGCGUCUCUCCUCUGAUGCCACUCUGAACUCCUACGUGCAGUUGGCAACACUGCCCCCCUCUGGCCAGGUUCUGCCCCAUAACAAUCUCUGCUACAUCACCGGAUGGGGACGCACCGUUACUGGUGGCAACAUUUCCCCUCAGCUGAAGCAGGCCUACCUGCCCGUGGUCAGCCAUGACGUCUGCUCCAGCAAUGGCUGGUGGGGCAGCUAUGUGAGGAACACCAUGGUCUGUGCAGGAGGCUAUGACGAGGCUGGAUGCCAGGGAGAUUCUGGCGGCCCUCUGAACUGCAAUGUGGGCGGCAAGUACGUGGUGCACGGUGUUACCAGCUUCGUGUCCUCCCAAGGCUGCGACACCUUCCAGAAGCCCACUGUCUUCACCCGCGUCUCCGCUUUCAUCGGCUGGAUCGAGUCGACCAUGGGGAUCUAAAUCAGACGUGAUUCCUUCAUCAGUGCAUCUACCUUCUGACAUGGAUUGAACAAAAAAUAAAAAAGUGUUUUUGGACAUGUGA
Molecule: messenger RNA, 897 nt
Organism: Engraulis encrasicolus (European anchovy)
Lineage: Eukaryota; Metazoa; Chordata; Actinopteri; Clupeiformes; Engraulidae
Product: elastase-1-like
Exons: 8
Coding region: 18-815 (265 amino acids)
Biological process (GO): proteolysis
Molecular function (GO): serine-type endopeptidase activity
Source: RefSeq, a predicted model, not a curated record